Messenger RNA from Thermothelomyces thermophilus ATCC 42464, 2490 nucleotides. RefSeq lists its product as uncharacterized. Bases 91 to 2169 code for a protein of 692 amino acids. The record is from RefSeq and is a predicted model, not a curated record. The transcript has a single exon. NCBI's taxonomy places the organism in Eukaryota, Fungi, Ascomycota, Sordariomycetes, Sordariales, Chaetomiaceae.
AAGGGAAAAAAAAGGAGGGGUGCGAGAACAUUAACUUCGGCCGGGAUACCUUGACCCUUGGUAUCCGGAUCCGGGACCAGAGGAAACCUCAUGCGUUUCCAGCCCGCCGCCCGCUGUCUCGCCGUCGCUCAGCAGUUCCGAGGCCCUUGUUGGAGCCGAUCCUUCUUCUUCUCAGCAACAUUCACCAACCCCGCUGCCGCCUUCGCCACCAUGGCCGCGCCCAACGGCUCUUCGUCGCCUCCCCGCGGCGGCAGCAGAGACGAGGGGGUCACACUCGCCGCCCUCCCCAAGUCCUGGCACUUCACGUCCUCGCUUCCCGCCGACCCGCAGUUCCCGACGCCCGCCGACAGCCACAAGGCGUCGCGCGAGGACCUCGGGCCCCGCCAGGUGCGCGGCGCCCUGUUCACGUGGGUCCGCCCGGAGACGCAGGAGGAGCCCGAGCUGCUGGCCGUCUCGCCGGCGGCCAUGCGCGACCUCGGCCUGGCCCAGUCCGAGGCCGAGACGGACGAGUUCCGGCAGGUGGUCGCCGGCAAUAAGAUCCUCGGCUGGGAUCCCGAGACGCUCUCCGGGCCGGGCUACCCCUGGGCGCAGUGCUACGGCGGCUUCCAGUUCGGCGCCUGGGCCGGCCAGCUCGGCGACGGCCGUGCCAUCAGCCUGUUCGAGGCCACCAACCCGCGGACCGGCCGCCGGUACGAGGUCCAGCUCAAGGGCGCCGGCAUCACCCCCUACAGCCGUUUCGCCGACGGCAAGGCCGUCCUGCGCAGCAGCAUCCGCGAGUUCAUCGUCAGCGAGGCCCUGCACGCCCUCGGCAUCCCCACCACCAGGGCCCUGGCCAUCAGCCUGCUGCCGCACAGCCGCGUCCGCCGCGAGCGCGUCGAGCCGGGCGCCGUCGUCGUCCGUUUCGCCGAGAGCUGGCUGCGCUUCGGCACCUUCGACCUCCUCCGCGCCCGCGGAGACCGCGCCCUCCUCCGCCGCCUGGCCACCUACGUGGCCGAGGACGUCCUCGGCAGCUGGGAGAACCUGCCGGCGCGCCUCGACGACCCGGACGACCCGGCCAAGACGCCGGCGCCCGCCCGCAACGUGCCCCGCGACGCGGUCCAGGGCCCCCCGGGCGCCGAGGAGAACCGGUUCGCGCGGCUGUACCGGGAGAUCGCGCGGCGGAGCGCGCUGGCCGUGGCCAAGUGGCAGGUCUACGGCUUCAUGAACGGCGUGCUCAACACCGACAACACGUCCGUCCUGGGCCUCUCGAUGGACUACGGCCCCUUCGCCUUCAUGGACGCCUUCGACCCGGCCUACACGCCCAACCACGACGACUACAUGCUCCGCUACAGCUACCGCAACCAACCGACCGUCAUCUGGUGGAACCUGGUCCGGCUGGGCGAGGCCCUCGGCGAGCUGCUGGGCGCGGGCCCGGACGUCGACGCGGACGACUUCGUCGCCACGGGGCCGACCGAGGCCGCCGCGCCCGCGCUCGUCGCCCGCGCCGAGCGCCUCAUCAACGCCGCCGGCGAGGAGUACAAGGCCGUCUUCCUGGCCGAGUACAAGCGGCUCUUCGCCGCCCGCAUCGGCCUGCGCGGCGGGCCCCGCCCCGCCGACUUCGACGCCCUCUUCUCCCCGCUCCUCGACACCCUCGAGGCCCUCUCGCUCGACUUCAACCUCUUCUUCCGCCGCCUCUCCGACCUGCGCCUGCGCGACAUCUCGACCCCGGAAGACCGCCUCGCCCAGGCCGGCCGCUUCUUCUACCAGGACCAGGACCAAAACCAGAGCGGCCGGCAGCGCGUCGCCGACUGGCUCGCCGUGUGGCGCGAGCGCGUCGUCCAGGACUGGGGCACGCUCGAGGACUGGGGGUCCUCCUUUUCUUCCGCCGACGGCUCCGGCGCCGUGUCCGACAAGGCCGAUGCGGAGCGCAUGGCAGCCAUGAAGCGGGUCAACCCCAACUUUGUGCCGCGCGGCUGGAUCCUCGACGAGGUCAUCCGGCGCGUGGAGAAGGACGGCGAGAGGGACGUGCUGAAGAGGGCCCUGCACAUGGCCCUGCACCCCUUCGAGGACGAGUGGGCGGGGAGAGUUUUUGACGGUGUGGUCUAUGAGGGCGACAGAGAGGAGGAGGUGCGGUGGACCGGCGAUGUACCCAAGACCGGGAGGGCGAUGCAAUGCAGUUGCAGUUCCUGAUUUAUUUGAUUUUUUUUCUUCCGGCGAGACAUCAAAUCUUUGGGCGUUGGCAUGUUGAAGUCGGUCCUUUGUUGGCUUCUUCGAUUCUAGUCAUGCUUCUUUCAUCAUCCCACGGCUCACGAAGUUAACGAAUACUAAUCAUCGGUUCGAUAAACGAGAGACUAUUAGCGAGAAACUAUCCGACUACAUGGCGGUUAAUCCAUUGAAAGGUCAUGCAUCUCCAGCGAAUGAUGACUUCUUCUCUCCUCCUGGUAGCACAGAACGGAAAAAGACAAACAAAGCAAAGCGCGUGGUAUAGACAUCCAUCUCCAUACCACUACC